AUGUCUGGUUCGUCUAGGGCCUUAGUCAAAGCGCUUAACAAUGUCUUUGAAGAUCCCUCGUCGUUACCCGAGGUCAAUGGUAUUAUAGACCAGUACUUGAACAAGCACAAUACCCUCAAAAGCAUCCAUCAAUCAACCUUCAUCUUGCACCACGAGUUUCAAAGAAUCUACAACCAUUAUGUCGACCCCAAGAAGAACGACAGCGCCACAGAGUGUAUGUUCCUUACGCUCCUAACUCCGUGCAUAGGCGUGUUUGAUCUACCACAGGUGGACUUCUGGCUCCAAUGUUAUCUCCGACCGGCCAUAGACAGUGCGGGCUACGAUAACCGUUUGGUGGAAGGGUGCCGAGAGUUGAUUAAGGCGUUGAUCAAAAGCGAUGAUGGUACGAGUCAGAAUGACACGAGUCAGAAUGACGAGUCAGAAUUGCUAGCUCAAAGGGCUCAGAUUGCUCUGUUUGUGGUGUCUAAGAUCAUCGAUGUCUAUUUGGGGGAUUACACCUUCAUGUCGUUGGAGUUUUCCGACUUGGAAUUGAAUACCCAACCUCACUUCGAACGGAUCCGGUUCAUGAGAAAGAACUGUUGCAUGUUGAUCAAUGAUUAUGCCGUUAGUCUGCCUCAAACAUAUUAUGAAGUUAUCAAUACUUAUUUUUUGAAGCCAGUUCACAGGUUACCCAUAUUGACCCUAUUGGCAGGUUUUGUUUCAUCAUCUUCAUCAUCGUCUGUAUCUGCUCCCGCUCCCGCUUCCGCUUCUGCUUCCUGUAUAACAUCGACUCCUUUAUUCAAAUCGUUGCUUGUGUCUUUGGCCAUGGACGAAAGUGAGCAUAUCAUUGUAUGUGCCUUAUCUGUGCUCUGUAUGGUAGUACCCCAAAUAGCCACUGCUUUGGGUGACUACCUCAUUGAUAUGCUUUAUAUUUAUAUCAGAAUGGUACUAUGGAUCCAACUGAAGGGUUUGGGUGACAGUUGUGACUAUUGGGAGAUAGCGGCAGCAGCCACUUCGGAACAAGGGACCACCGCAUUAAAUAUUGACCCUCUGAACUUGGCUACGUUGCUCUAUGGUCUCUUCCCAUACAAUUUUUGUUCCUUUGCUGUGAACCCAAAGAGCUAUUUAAAAGGUAAGAAGCCAGCCCUAUUGACAUUGGCAGAUUUGCCUUUCAUGACAACGUUCUUUGAUGAAAGUAGUGAUCCUCAUGAAACUCCGUGGGACGAUACUCUUAGUCAAGAAACCAAAGUAUUGUUGAAGAGCUUCUAUUUUCAUCCAAAGUUUUUUCAGUUGUCCUUUUUUGGUAACGAUAAUAAGUUGACGUUGACCAAUGAACUCUCUGGGCCUACUGCUUGGAUAGAUCAUCAUCAACAUGAUGUUCAUGACGAAGUUAGUUUGAAGACAUUGGGCUUGAACCCCAACUACUUCCUUUGUAUUCCAAAUUAUAUUUCUGAACAGUCUUAUGACACUAGAAGUUAUCAUUCUCGUCAAUCGUCGUUGGUUACGGGGACAGCUGGAAAUAAUAGCAGCAUCAAUAUGAAGCACCACUGGGGCGGACUUGGUGGUUUCAAAACCAAUAAUAAUAGCAUUCGAAAUCGUUCAAGCCAGGCUUCUUUCACACUGUCAAACGAUAGAGCCAACAGUGGAGCAGGGCUAGAGAUCCGGUUCAAAGAUGUCACCUUUGACACACCCAGAUCCAAUCAUCUUGAUGUUGAUGAUCACUUUGAUGCCGAACCAAUAGAUGAAUUAUUGGCAUCUCAUGAGAAACUAUAUUCUACAAAUAGAAGUCCUCCGCCAGAGGAGAACAGCUAUUACAAUUCACCUCCUUCUGGUAAGAGAGCUUCAUCGUCCUUGUUGUUGCAUGAAGGACGGUCUGUUUCCAUUCCUACCACCUCUCUUGAGACCACUAUGGUUCAUAAGAGAUCCAUUGGGAAUAUGAACAUACUAGCAGUUAGUGAUGGCAUAAGUACUGGUGCAGUAUCAACAUUGAGUAAUGCUCUUACUGCUGCUUCUCUGGGAAGUCCCAAUACUAAUAUCAGUGGGGUUGUGGACUUUUAUCAAAGAGAAUUACUUUUAUUAAAGAACGAAUUGGAAUUUGCUAAUUAUAUGACGCUCCUCAACAAGUACAACAACGUUAAGCUUACGCUACAGAAUAAUAAAGCCUUGCGAGAUUUACUUCGACUCAACAAUGGAGGAUCAAGUUAUAAUGAAAGUGAAAGCUAUCAAAAACUAAGUCUUGAAAUUGAGAAGAUCCAAUCUGCCAACGAAAUACAAUUAAGAAAAAUCACUGACCGGUUGGUUGAGCUCCAAAAUGAAAACGAUACCCUAAGAGUAACCAAUGAGAAACUUUCUCAAGAGAAUGGAUACCUACUGAAGGAUUUGGACUAUUUCACCAAUCAAGUAAUCCCCAAUAAGGACACUCAAUUGACACAAUAUAAAUUAUACAUUGAAAAGUUGAAACAGAAAGUAGAAGACCUUCAACUUCAACAGAAAAAGAAGGAACAAGUGGAGAGUGAGAAACAAGCUCCAUCUAUUCCAAGCCAAGACACACUGACGAUGUUUGUAUUUGAUAUUAAAUCAAAAGUCAUUCGACUAGAAGAAAAGAAUAUUGCUUUGGUCAAGGAACUUGGGAAGCUUCAAAAUGCUCAUGAAAAUACAAUUAAAAAAUAUGAGAGUAAACUUCAACACGAUAAAGUUGAUUUGGGAAAGAACAUUAAUGGUUAUGUGAAUCAUUAUGAGAAGAGAAUAAAGGAAUUGAAUUCAAUCAUCAUGAAAUAUGAAUCAGUUAUUGAAGAAAAGAAUGCAAGAAUAUUACAUCUAAGCACAAGUAAGCCUAUAUCCAUUCCUGAAGCUGGAAAUCAAUAUCAACUGCAUUCAAAACAUAUUGAACCAUGUUUUAACCCUGAUUAUACAUUGGAGUCUCAAACUCCAGAUACAAGAGAUUCACAGUCAUCAUCUACUGAUUCAAUCCAUUCACCUACCAGAGGUUAUCCCAAGAGUCCUCCUCUUCAACCUCAUAUGCACCAUUCUUCAUCUACAAUUCCUGUUCUGAAACAGUUCUCCGGUUCGUACACCAUUCAGCCUACUGUUAGAGGCAGAGGAGGGUAUCAGAAACGGUCCAAGAAUAAGCUUAUGUAA
Molecule: messenger RNA, 3117 nt
Organism: Lizanozyma spartinae
Lineage: Eukaryota; Fungi; Ascomycota; Pichiomycetes; Serinales; Debaryomycetaceae
Exons: 1
Coding region: 1-3117 (1038 amino acids)
Biological process (GO): negative regulation of TOR signaling; regulation of cell cycle
Cellular component (GO): TSC1-TSC2 complex
Source: RefSeq, a predicted model, not a curated record